AUGUCUCAAAUGGCAGAAGGUGAAGGAGAUGAUUACUUUGAUCCUAUGGCAAUGGACGAAUACGAAGAUGGUCAGUUAGAUGGAACAGCUGGACCUUCAUAUCAUCCGUCAAAUUAUAUGAGAGAAGGUAGUAGUCACCAUGGUCAUCAUGGAGGUUUCGAUGAAGGUUUCUUCCCAAGUCCUACACAUCCACAACACCAUAAAGGUAGCACUCAUCAUCGACAAAAUCAACAGGGUGAUAAAACGGUGGAUUCGGAUUUUUUUAAUGAUUUUCAUGAUGAUUUCGAUGACGAAGAUUUGAAAUAA
Molecule: messenger RNA, 306 nt
Organism: Funneliformis caledonium
Lineage: Eukaryota; Fungi; Glomeromycota; Glomeromycetes; Glomerales; Glomeraceae
Source: the annotation of a GenBank genome assembly